Molecule: messenger RNA, 2631 nt
Organism: Microdochium trichocladiopsis
Lineage: Eukaryota; Fungi; Ascomycota; Sordariomycetes; Xylariales; Microdochiaceae
Product: major facilitator superfamily domain-containing protein
Exons: 2
Coding region: 320-2263 (647 amino acids)
Biological process (GO): transmembrane transport
Cellular component (GO): membrane
Molecular function (GO): transmembrane transporter activity
Source: RefSeq, a predicted model, not a curated record
CAGCGUUGGUGUGUGCAAGAGUCAGCCACUCAUGCUCGAGCGUUUCCCGGAACAGCUGAACCGGGCCAAGGUUGUCUAGGACAAGCUCAUGCUAGUGGCCGUCCAUCACCAGGCAUGCCCAGCCAAGAGUCAGGCCUAUUCGAGACUCGGUUGAGCCCGCCCAGUAAUAGAGCAUGUCUUGAGUGUAUAUAUAUCGAGGCACAUUUGCCCCCACGUCCUCGCCAUGACACUCGAGGCUUUGGUUCCUCGACGGUCUUUCCGUGCAGCUGUUCUCUUGAAGUUAUUUCCGCUUAACAUCUGGUAGCCAUGAGAUGAAAGCAUGGCUCGCUCCAACAACCCGCCCGAUGCACUCGAGCUUGAAGUCGACGACAGCUCAGAUGCUGGAGAAGAUGUAGCAUUCCUACAGCCGUCCCACGGCACUCGAUCCCCACCUGCACACGCAAGGUCCCAAAAACGACGAGGCUUUCUUUCAGGGAGCCGGCUCGGCGAUGGCAUCAUCACUACGCCGAAGGGCAUCGCGGCCGUUUUGUGCCUCGCCGUGUUCCUAUGGGUCAUGUCGGGCAUGGUCGCCUUGAUCCCGGCGAUGCAGAUGAUUGAGGAGCUCUUCUGCCAGCGCUUCUACGGCGACGAAAACCCCGAUAUCCACUACGGGGACGACAGCUACGAUGCCCUGUGCAAGGCCGAGGCCGUGCAGUCCGCGAUGGCGUACGUCGGCGGCGUUACGUCUAUGCUCGACAGCAUCAUUGGCGUGCUCCUGGCUUUUCCUUUUGGUGUAUUGGCGGACCGCGCCCGUCGACCAAUCUACAUGCUUGGGGCGCUGGGCCAAUUGCUGAACGUCACCUGGUCACUGGGUAUCUUCUACUUCUCGAACAUUUUCCCCGUGGAGCUGGUCCUCCUAGGGCCUCUAUUUCAGAUUUGUGGUGGCGGGCUGGCGACUGCUGUGGCGGUACUGUUUGCCGUCAUUUCCGACGUGCACAAGCCAGAAGACAGAGCAAACUGGUACUUCUUCUUCUCCCUCUCGGCACAGGCGGCGGUCUUUCUUGGCCCCCCGUUCGCAUCAGCGCUCAUGGGCUCGUUUUCACCCUGGGCUCCCCUUAUGCUGUCGCCCAUCUUCACGACCGCGGCGGGACUGGUCAUGUUGUUGAUUCCCGAGACAGCCCAGCCAAGAAAAUCUGGACAGGUCAAGGCCCCACGGAUAGCUGGAGACAGACACACGAGGAGACAAAACGUCCACUACCAGCAAAGCCAGGAGGAAAUAGACAAUCUCCUCCCCAGCUCUCCUCGCCGAGACACUGACUACGACGGUGCGAAUACGGAAGACGACGAGUCAGACAUAUGGCGCCAGAUCCAGGACAAAGGCUGGCUCGCGACCAUAAAAGCACACUGCCGGCAUCAACUGUCUGAAGCCCAGACAAUAUUUCGCGAGCUCCGCCAGCGCUCCGUCAUCUUGCUGCUGCUAGUCUUCAUGCUCACCGCGCCUCUGGGCAAAGGCUUCGGCCAGACGUUUGUGCAGUACGUGAGCAAGCGGUACCACAAGACCAUCGAGGAAGUCGGCUACCUCUUUGCCCUGCGCGGCGGCCUGACGCUGGUGAUCAUGGGCGGGCUGCUACCGCUGUUGUCGUGGUGGCUUACCUCCUCGUCUUCGUCUUCGUCCUCGUCCUCCGCGUCCACAUCCGCCGCCGCCGCCACGUCCGGCCGCCGUUCCACGAAGCGCCGGGGCCGGGCCCCCCUCUCCCCCUUCGCGCGGGACCUACUCCUAGCGCAGCUCUCCGCGCUGUUCAGCCUGUUGGGCUUCUUCGGCCUGAACACGCCGUCCUACAACAUCCUCGUGGGCUCGCUCGCCGUCGAGUCCCUCGGCUCGGGUCUGCUACCGCUGUGCAGGAGCAUGAUUACCAACUUCACCACCCCGGCGCGCACGUCCAGCUUGUUCACGCUCAUCAGCAUCGUCGAGACCAUCGGCGGUCUGCCGGCAGGGUUGCUCCUCGCUUGGCUGUUCUCGGAGGGGAUGAAGCUCGGCGGCGAUGGUGGCGAUGGCGAUGGCGAUGGUGUUGGCGGUGGCAAUGCCCAGAUCUGGUACGGCCUCCCCUUUAUAUACCUCGGCGCGUGCGCGCUUGCGGGCUUGCUGGCGCUGCUGUUCGUCCGGCCUCCUCCGCCCCCUCAUCCUCCUGUGCAUCCCGCACCUCCGCGCCGGUCGCCUACGUCAGACAGCCACGACAAUCACGACGACGAAGACUGCGAAGCAGGUAUCGUGCCUGCUGCCUAAGGAAAACCCUCGCCGUCAGCUUCCGACGAUGAAGGAUGUUGCAAACAGCAACAAGCAGGGCUGGCGGAAAGAAAAAUACGUGGCAGCAGCCGACUCGACCGCAGGGGGCCGGAGGGGGCCGCAGGGCGCAGUGAGAUGGAGGAAUUAAGUCACGGCGGAUGGAGUGACUUGGGGAUAUAGGUACUGCAAGUAUUCCCCGAGGAGACAAGACAUUGUUGAUUGUGGCCUCCCUCACUCGCUGCUUCUGUUCUGCGGGCAAUAGAACAUGGGCAGCUGCAAGGCAAAGUUCUGUGCUUCAGGGUAGAACUGGACUUCGUCACAUAGAGAUCACGAACCAAACGCAUGAUAUGUGAAACCUGUAUCAACAC